CUCAUUGGUGUUCUCAAGGCUUCGCUGGCGAGUCUGUUUUUUUAAUAUCUUUUAUUUUAUUGUAUGAAAUGGUUCUGCUAAAGAUUUCAUCAAAAAAAGUAUUUUGUAAGGACUUAUUUGUUUCCAGGAUAACCAAUUCAUAUAUAAAUGAUUUUCUCCCUUCAAAUUUUGAGCUGUCCUCGAUGACUAAGCGAGACGAACGUUGCUAACACAAGCAACAUAGGGACGCACUCAUGCAUGCCUGGAAAACAGCCGAGUCAUCAAGUAAGAAAACACAAAUGGAGAAAUACUCUCACGUGCUGCAAGGUUGUUUGAAUGACCUGCCACAGGAAGAGACCAACACAGUUCGUGUCUUUUUUAGUUCAACAUUUACUGACAUGACCAUUGAACGGAACGUGUUAAUGAAAGAUGCUGUUCCGUACUUACGAGAUUUCUGCAAGAAGAAAGAUCUGGACUUUCAGGUAAUAGAUAUGCGAUGGGGUGUACGAGAAGAUGCAGGCAUUGAACACACUACUACAGACAUCUGUUUGCGCGAAAUCAAAAGAUGUCAAGAAACAUCAGCUGGGCCAAACUUUGUUGCCUUUCUUGGUGAUCGAUAUGGCAGUUGUCAACUUCCUAAUACUAUUCCUGUGACUGAAUUUCGAACAAUGAGACGCCUGGCAUCAUGGAUGGACAUAAAAGAAUUUGCAAUUGUUGACAAAUGGUAUCUUCUUGACACAAAUGCUGUGCCACCAGUAUACCAAAUUCAAGCAAUUACAUCACUUUUACCAUACUAUUCUGAUAAGAAUCCCAGCAACAAACAUCUUUGUGAUCAGAACCACCAGAUCUGGGAAAGAGAGCAGAUUUCAAUGUUGCGUGUACUGCGCAUUGUGGCUGACAAAGCUUGUUCUCAAAACCUUAUAACUGCUGAUGCCUGUGAAAAGUAUCAUAUUUCAGUGACCCAUGAUGAAGUGAAGGAUGGGAUUUUGAAAUAUGCUGAUGCUGAAGAUAAAGUGUUGGUUUUCUGCAGAAGUUUUACUGAUAUAAACUUAAAAGACAAACUUGUUAAAAGAUAUACAGACUGGACAAUGGAGGGGGAAAUAGACCAAAAAGCACAGAAACAGCUCACACACUUGAAAAGCAAUGAAGUACCAGAAUGCUUGCCUUUCUCUCACAUCAUACAAAACACAAUUCCUUGGACAAGCACUGGAGUAGAUGAAGAAAACAACAUUCAUGCAGCUUACUUGAAAGAUUUCUGUGAGACAUUUAAGCACCAUAUGGUUGCCAUGAUUGAAAAAUCUCUCCAUACCUUUGCUUCUCAGGAUUCAGAGGUUGCUGGAAUGUACAAAGAAGUUUUGCACCACCUGCGCUUUUGUGCAUUAAAGUGUGAAAUAUUUUGUGGGCGUGAAAAUGAACUGGAGUAUAUCCACAACAUAUUGAAUAAAACAGAGACACAGGACAGUAACAACUUUUCCAAUGAAAGAAGAUUAUUACAGGUUGAACAGAAGGCAGCAAAAGAUGGAAAUGACCAAGAUGAAAGGACCCAACAAAUAGAAUUGAUGGGAAAAUUUUCCAACAACAUAGGUACUACAUUCUGUUAUGGAGAUUCAUUUGAUGAUUAUACAUCAGAUCCACAGAGGGACAUGAGAGAAGAAAACAUAGCCCUGCCCAAAAUCCUCAGUUUUAGGAGGCCAGUUAUCAUUAAUGGACCAUCUGGCAGUGGAAAGACAGCACUGAUGGCUAAAAUUGUUGAGCUUUCAAAAAAAUGGGUACCUAAGUCCAUGUGUGUGGUUCGCUUCUUAAGCACAUCAGCAUCAUCCUCCAACAUUCGUGAUGUACUGAGCAGUAUUGUCAGCCAGCUUUGGUUUCUGUAUGACAUUAGUCCACCUGCAGGUCUGGAAUUAAAGGUGGAUUUUAACUACCUGUGCAGGUAUUUGCAGGCUUUGCUGUGGCAAAUCAAGAGUCAAGAACGACCACUGUUUCUGUUACUGGAUUCUGUUGACCAGCUCCAAACCAGUGACUAUGCCCACUCCAUGUCUUGGAUGCCUCGUAUACUGCCCCCAAAUGUCCACCUCUUUGUUUCCGUAGCAACAGAUCACACAGUUUGCUGGUUCAACCUGAAAGCAAAUAUACCUUUUGAGAAGCAAUUUAUCAACCUUCAGUCACUGGAUAGAGCAGCUGCAGAUAGGAUGAUUCGAGCAAUGUGUCAUAAAAAAGGCAGGACUCUGAGUAUUUCUCAACGCUCUCUUCUUUUACAGACCCAUGGACAAUGCCAUCAGACACUCCAUUUGAAGCUGAUUACAGAUAAGGCAUUAUCGUGGCCAUCACAUAGGUUGGCAUGUGACCUUGAAUUAGGUGCAACAGUGAAAGAAGCAAUUGAUCAACUUUUUGAGAAUCUUGAAAAGAAUCAUGGACAGAUCAUAGUGUCUAAAGCCCUUGGCUAUUUGACUCUGGCUGACCAUGGGCUGACAGAUGGAGAGAUGGAGGAUAUUUUGUCACUAGAUGAUGAAGUACUCCAAGAUACCUACAUUUAUCACUUACCACCUGAUUCUGAUGUGAUACGACUUCCUCCCAGCCUUUGGAUCCGCAUAAAAAAUGACAUCCAUGAAUACCUCACCUUUGAGCAAACUCGCAAAGUUAAAUUCUCCAAAUGGUAUCACCGUCACUUCAAGGAAGCUGCCAUCAGACGCUACAUCACAGACAAAACCCGAGUUCAGAUGCACUGUGCUAUGGCUGAGUAUUUCCUGGGAACAUGGAGUGAUCAGCCCAAGCCUCUGGAACUGUACAAGGGGAAAAAAGCCAGCUAUCCUAAUUGCCUGCGUGGAGUCCCUUCUCAGCCACUGCAGCAACCUGGGGAGCUGAGGAUCUUCAAUCAGCGUAAACUUCAGGAACUUCCACAUCAUUUAACUGAAACUGAAAACUGGGAGGAAUUUCACAGAACCAUAGCCUGCAGCUUAGAGUGGCUUCUGGCAAGCUGCCAGACCAUAACAGCUACUGUUCUUUUAACCCAGUUCCGAGCAAUGCUCCAGAAGAGUAAAGAUAACAAGAAGGAAGGAAUGCAGGUCUUCGUGAAGGAUGUGCAGCAAGUAUACAAUAUGAUCAUCCUAGGCAUUGAUCACAUUCGUAGAGAUCCCAUGAACUUGCCCCUUCAGAUUAUUGGACAGCUAAGUCCAAGCUACAAGGGCUCAACAGGCAUAGAAAAACUCAUCCAGCAGUGUAAGGAAUACUUACACAUAUCACCGCAAGCACUGAUGGUUCCCCAGAAUGCACACUUUCCUGCACCUGGUGGGCAGUUGUUGAGCAGCAUCAACCUCCGCCUGUUUCUCAUGGGUGAAGAUCGGAUGUUGGGUCCAUCUAUAUGUGCCAAUGAAGAAAAACAGCUGUUGCAUGCCAUAGAGUGGUCACUAAAUGGCAAACCUGAUAGCAUCCUCACACUUGACUACGCAAACUCAUGUACCAUUGUAGCACGAGAAAAACUAUCUUCCUUUGUGCAUUCUCUGAACUAUGCAGGAGCAGAACAUAGGUUUCUUGUAAUGAAGAUCUAUGAAGUCAAGUCUAAAUAUAAUGCAGACUUUGUCUACCAGUUACUUGAAGGAAGUACCCUGAUGCCUUUCACGUUUGACAAACUUGUGUCAGCAAUGAGUGUUGCUUCACAUGGAUUAAGCAUUGCUUUUGCCUACAAGCAAGAAACUCAAGUCCAAAUAGGAACACCAGACACAAAGACCCUCACCAUUUUAGUGAAACACCGUAUCAACACUGACAACAUAGUGGCUUUGGCACAUUUUACUUCAGACAGCAGUGCUCUGGUAAUUGUGGACUCCAAAUACAAUAUUCUCGUGUGGUAUGAGUCACAACAGAGAGUCUUGCCUGUAGGAACAAAGUCAGAAAGACAAAUAUAUUUCCAUAAUUCACCACAGCCACAAGAUUACCUCAUAACCAAUUCAAAUUUGUUGUUAUACUCAACCAAGUCCUACAACCAUCCAGGUGUGAUUGUUUUGGACAUUGCUACCAGAAAAGAAAACUUUCUUGUCAGUGAAAAGCUAAAGUAUUCCAUUAACAUUAUGCUGCUAGACAAACACCAACAGUUUGUCUUGGUAGGCACCACUGAAGAAGUAAUUUCAAAUGGAAAUGUCAGAAAGCCUGCUUUGCUAUGGAGGCUAGAUGAUGGAACUCUGGCAUCAGAAAUCCCAAACAACAGUGCCUGGAACACUCUGCAGCUGACUGGAGAUGAUCUGAUCAUAUGCCUGGCCUGUAAUACUCAUGAUUCAGUGAUACGUAUCCUGAGCUUAGGUCCUCGUUCCAAGCUGUUUCCCACUGCUGCAGUCAUCCAAGAGCUCAGUGACCACAACAAGCCCAUCUUUCAACUUUUACCUUUGCACAAUGGCAGCCUUCUCAUUUCUGCUAGCACAGAUAACACCAUCAAGGAGUGGGAUCUAGAAAAAAUUCUAAAAGAUAGUAUCUCUGAAAGUAGUAUGAAGGAAACCAUACCAGCACAAGAUGCAAAAACUACAACUGACAUCAGUAUGGAAUCCUUGGGCAAGACAUCCUGCAUUGUUGUUACCAGAGAUGAGGAGCUAGCAUUCUUCGGUACAGAAAAUGGGGCGGUAGCAUUCUGCAAACUGGAAGAUAGAGCUGACCAUGUCAUCACUCUUGUCUCUAAUCUGCCACCUGUUCAUUUAAUGUGCCAGACCAACAGUGGUGAUAAUAUUAUUGUUGCUGCGGAUAGCACUCUUGCAGUCUUCAAGUCCACAAAUGGAGAUAUACUUUAUAAGAUACCUGCAGCCAUGAAGAGUAAAGUGAGUUGUUUAGCAGAAGGAGGAGGUACUGCGGUUGCUGGUCAUGAAGGGAUGCAAGGCAUAGCCCUUGUAUGGAACGUUGUUACAGGUAUGAAGAUCAGAACAUUGGAGUUCCUGUACUCCUUCAGCAAGACAGCUGUCAGUAAAUGUGGCUCAAAGGUUGUAGUGCAUAUGUUUGAGUUCCCAAUAGUGAUGGAUGUGAUCACUGAAAACUCUGGACAUAAUGAGAUGCAAAUUUCCAUGGAGAAUAUGGACAUCAUGAUGAGUGGUUGCACCUGUAUGUGUGUCAGUCCUGAUGACACCCUUGUGGCCGCCUGUGCAACAGAUGGCAGUAUUCGUGUGAUAAGCAUGGAUAACCGUUAUCUGCAUCGCAUGCAAAAGCGCUCCAGUGCCAUCUCAGCCACAUUUUCACCAGACAGCAGACAUCUCCUCACAGGUGGCUUUCGCUCUAUCUACAUGUGGAACAUGGGCAGUGGGCAGCUGGAAUGCAAAAUGACCCGACACCAAGACUUUGUUACCAGCUUAACAUUUGCUGUUGAUGGGCAUUGUCUGAUUUCAACAUCUUUGGACAUGAUGAUAGUAGUGUGGGACACUGCCACUUGCUUGUCUCUUUGCACAGUGAGAGCUCACUGCCAGCUGCAUUCAGUUGGACUUACCCCAGAUCUUUCCUACUUGGUCUACAUGCCUGAAAGGGUGGCCUCUCUGGCUGUGCUGAAGCCUAACAUGGCUCUAAAAAAGUGUUUGCUCCACGGAGAAAAUAAGGAAGUCUCUAGGACUCUGGAGCAAGCUCAAGCUUUUGCCCUGGCCUUUUCCAGUCAGCCCAUACAAACAACCACCAGUUCUGGUUGCAUAGCUUCUUGAUUUUUUGAAUCUCCUACAUGAACAUGCCUGUAUAGACACAACUUUAUGCAAAUACAUUGAAUGAAAUAAAUGUUUAACAUCCACCUCUUCAGUUUUUAAUGAAAGAGUACUCAUACAUGUGACAUAUAUGUCUUAAUCAACAGAUAUUUCUUCUUCUCAGGCUCGUAAUCUUUUCAAUGACUUUGUUCGCUAAUUUUGCCAAUCAGUUUAAGCCUCCUAUUGUAAAGUGCAAGUUUUCAUUUAUUUUAUAUUUUUAAAAGUACCAGAAUGGGUAAAGUAUGAAUUAACAGUGAAAAUGACAUCGGAGAUUUAUCACAGAUUUUGCUUCAACUAUAACCAUCACAUUAACAAACUUUCAGGCUACCAGUUAGUUUCAUUAUCAUUUUAUGAACACUGCUUUGUAUGAUCAUAUUGUGUGCUAAUAAUUACUACUUUUUUAGGUAAAAGCCUUUCAUUAUCUUAAAAAACAAAUCACCAAAUCUUACCAUUAAGGUUGUUCACAUUGCAGUAGAAGUAGCAGAUUUUAUUACUGAGACUUAAAAACCUACCAUUGCUGUUACCUUGAAAAUUUCAGUACAUAUAUUAAGCAAGUAAUAUACAUAUUGCUAUACUCAUAACACAUCUGUAAUUUUAUUUUUAGCUUUGUACAUGUUACUAUAUCUUGUAAAAAUGUACUUGGUUUUACUUUUUUCCCCCUGAUAAACAUUUAAAAUAUAUGCAUCUUUUGUUAUUUCAAGCAUGAUGGCAUUUGAGUGAGAGAAUGUGUUGGAAAAGUUAAAUAUGCAUGUACUUCUCUGUCAUUUUGUAAAUAAGAUUAGCUCCUCCUAACAAGCACAGCUAACAAGACCUGUUCUCUCCAGUCAAUUUUUAUAAGAAAUGUGAUCUCCCUUGGUAAGAAAACUAACAUUCCUCACUCUUGUAUUUAUGAUUCAACCCCAUAUUCACUACUCAAGCAGCAAUCAGAUUGUUAGUGAAAUGUCUAGUCUUCAAUGUAUUUAAUCAAAUUUGUCAUUUAAUCUUCAGUUUUUUUAAAAUAGCUAAAAACUCUAGUCUUUGG
Molecule: messenger RNA, 6693 nt
Organism: Pomacea canaliculata
Lineage: Eukaryota; Metazoa; Mollusca; Gastropoda; Architaenioglossa; Ampullariidae
Molecular function (GO): protein binding
Source: RefSeq, a predicted model, not a curated record